CUAGAGCUGGCCGGCCGUGAGAGUCAACCCCUUUUCCGGCCAACAGGCGAAGGCAAUUACCAGUCGGGUUGCUGUUUGGAGAUGGAAGGAGGUCGCUCCUCCCGUCCCUCACGGUGCCCUGCGAGGUUACCCAUUCCCCAGAUACCUUGGGACGAUGGAGAUAGAAACAAGGUGCUACCGGCGUUCACGAAAAAGCGAAUGCUUCGGAAGGACAAAAAGAUGACGCAGGCCAUCGGGGAGUCCAGCCGUCCAUACAGAUACGACGUGUUCCUGAGCUUCCAUGGCGAGGAUACACGCAACGGCUUCACCAACUACCUCCACGAGGAGCUGAAGCAGAGUGGGAUCGCCGCGUUCAUGGACGAGGAGGAGCUCUGGAAGGGCGAGGAGAUCGCGCCGGCGAUCCUCCGAGCCAUCGGGGAGUCGAGGAUCUCGAUCGUCGUGUUCUCGGAGAACUACGCGUCCUCUAGCUGGUGCUUGGACGAGCUGGUGAGAAUCGUGGAGUGCAGGGAUACGAUGGGGCAGAUCGUGUGGCCGGUGUUCUACAAGGUGGAUCCGUCGGAUGUGAGGAAGCAGAGGCGGAGGUACGGACGAGCGCUAAACGAUCACGAGGAGAGGUUGAAGUCGAACGGCGGUGAUUCGGAGAAGGUGAAGAGGUGGAGAAAAGCUUUGACCAAAGCAGCUAACGUCUCUGGCUGGCAUCUGGUUAAGCAGCGCGAGUCAAAUGUCAUUCGGAGCAUUGUCAAGGCAGUAUGCGCUCAGCUGAAGAAUCGCAACCAGUUACACAUUCCUGAAAACGUGGUUGCCAUGGACUCGCAUGUGGACCGCAUGCAUACUUUGCUAGACAUGGAGUUGAAUGAGGUUCGCAUAGUUGGAAUUUGCGGAUUUGGAGGAAUAGGGAAGACAACUAUCGCCAAAGCUACUUACAAUGCCUUUGUGCACAAAUUUGAGUAUUGUAGAUUUCUUUCCAGCGUUAGAGAAUCUUGCGAGAAAUUCGCAGAGAGUGGCCUACUUCGGCUUCAAGAGGCACUUAUUUAUAAGGUAAGGUGGGAUGAUUGUCUGAAGCUUCACAAUGUUGACGAAGGUAUGAGCAUGAUAAAGAGUAGACUUUCCAAAAAAAAGGUCCUCAUUGUCAUUGACGAUGUGAACCAAUUGAUCCAAUUGGAAAAACUAGUUGGGGGAUGUGAUUGGUUUGGUUGUGGAAGUAGAAUCAUCAUAACAACUAGAGAUGAACAUUUACUGACUGCUCAUAACAUACAAAGCAUGUACAGGGUUCGACGAUUAGAUCGUUUACCAGCUCAUAAGCUCUUCAGUUCGAUUGCUUUCCAAAAUUAUCCUCCUCUGGAUUAUGAAAAGCUUUCGUAUGACAUAGUGGAUUACACCAAAGGACUUCCAUUAGCCAUUAAAAUUUUGGGUUCUUUCCUUCAAGGUAGAAGCUUACUUGAAUGGAAAAGCACAUUAGAUAGAUUGGAGAGAGUUUUCAAUGGAGAAAUCUUCAGUGUGCUGAGAAUAAGCUUUGAUAGUCUAGAUGAUUAUGACAAGGAUAUUUUUCUUGACAUUGCAUGUUUCUUCAAGGGAGAAAGUAGAAGUAAGGUGACAAAGAUUUUGGGGAGCUGUGAUCUCUGCCCAGACGUUGGAAUUGCUGUUCUUAUAGAUAAGUCGCUCAUCACUAUUGAGUAUGGCAAGCUGGAGAUGCAUGACAUGAUACAAGAAAUGGGAAGAGAAAUUGUUCGGAGGGAAUCUCCCAAAGUGCCAGGGAAGCGCAGCAGAUUGUGAUUCUAUAAGGAUGUGCUUCAUGUCCUAACAGAAGGCAGGGUACUAAAUUGAAUCAUGAUCUUCUGUUUUUGACGAUAUGUUUGCUUAUUUGGUAGGGUUAAAUCUGCUUAAGAAGUACUUUUGGCCUUCUUCUAAAAAGGGGUGCGAAUAUUUUUUUGCUAAGCAAUAUAAUGGCUAAGGGUCCCAUAAGAAUCACCUUUUCCACAUAUGUAAGGUUUGUACUAUUGACCUCUCCCUAGAAAGUAUAUUGAAAAAAUCUGUAGGAGCAUAAUUACUGUGUUUUUUUUUUUUUUUUUUCAUGAUUUGAGGUGUUAAUAGAACCCAUGAGUCAAAUGCUAAAGUAAAAGCAAAUCUGAAAGCUAAGAAAAAAAGGCGCUCAAAGCACACCAAAUCUUUUUUUUUUAUUAUUACUAGUUAGGUCCUUACAUAACCUAGGCACCUUUGUACUUAAAUUGUCUAUUCAUGUGUGUGCCGCCAGGGAACUAAUAAAGUAGAAGCAAUUAUGCUCAAGUUGCCCGCUCCUGAUACAGUGCACUUUAGUGCUCAAGCCUUCACAAACAUGACAAGGCUCAGAAUUUUCUUAGCUCCCAAUGUAAAACAUUCAGGUGAUCCCAUAUACUUUCCCGCGGAAUUAAGAUGGCUGGAAUGGCCUGAGUACUCUCAACCAUCGGUGCCGUUCAAUACAAGCGACAGGAAACUUGUAGGCCUAGACUUGAGUAAAAGCAGCAUCCGCAUAUUAGGGAAGGAAUUCAAGCUUUUUAGAAAUGUGAGGUCUGUUAAUUUUAGCUACUGUGUAUUACUGAGAAAAAUUCCUGACGUAUCGUCACUGCCAAAUCUUGAGAGUUUGGAUCUCCAAGAGUGCACCAAACUUGUUGAGAUUCAUCAGUCUCUUGGGCGUCUUGCCAAGCUCGUAUAUUUGAACUUUUUGAACUGCUGCAAUCUUAGCCGUUUCCCCAAUAGUCUGAAGGCAAGUUCUCUUGAAAAUCUUAUUCUUAGAGGUUGCUCAAAGCUUUCAAUGUUUCCAGAUAUUCUUGUACCAAUGAAACGUCUGAAAACACUUGCGCUUCAUGAGACUGCCAUUGAAGAACUACCGUCUUCUCUGGCAAAUCUUGUCGAACUGAAAGAGUUGUGUUUAAGCGAUUGUUUGGACCUUAAAAACCUUCCUUGUAGCAUCUAUACACUGCAGCAUCUUGAGCAUAUUUUUGUUGAUGGAUGCUCACAACUUACCAAGUUCCCGCAAUGUGUAUGGGGAUCAAGAGAUUGCACCAAUGUCUCUCUCCCGUUAGCCCUCUCAAGCGUUAUCAAUUUGAAUGUGCAAAGAUGCAGCUUAUCAGAGCUUAGUUUCUUGAAAAAUCUUCACUGCAUGUCCUCAUUGACGAUGUUAGAUCUGUCGGAGAACAAAUUUGUCAGUCUUCCUACCUGCAUCAGUCAAUUUACUAAGUUGCAGCAGCUUUGUUUGAUGCACUGCAAGCAGCUUCGAGAGAUUCUAGCUCUCCCCCCAAACAUAACAUCUUUACAUGCAAAAGGUUGUGAAUCUUUGGAAACAUGUGUGGACUUGUUAGAUGUGUUACGAUAUAAUCCAGAUGAAUCACCUUGGCUUAGACGAAUUGACUUCUCUGGCUGUCAAAAGCUAAUUCAGGAUCGAUGCUCCAGCAAUUGCACUAUGCUGUCAAUUGAGGGAUUGCUUGGAGAGACUCGGAUUGACAUUUUUCAUCCAGGAAACAAAAUCCCAAGGUGGUUUAAACAUCAAAGCACGACAAGACUCAUAAGGUUUCCUGUACUUUCAGAAUCAUACCGAGACAUAGCAGGCUUGGCCUUUUGUGCUAUUGUCAGUUCACCUACUCGUAAGGAAGUUGAUAUUUUGUGUGAGAUCCAGUUGUUUGUCAGCAAUCAAGAAACUUAUGGUGGUGUAGAUUGUUUUUCCUCGUUAGAGUCUGAUCAUGUAUGGCUCUUAUACAUUCCACGACGAAUGAUGUGGGGAUUGGAUGCGAAAUUGCUGAAUCUCCGCAGUCAAUUUACAAUACUGUUCCGAGCAUCGGAGGGGACUCUAAGAAGCUGUGGGGCACAUUUGGUGUACAGACAAGGUAAGCAACCAAAUGACGCAAACAUUGAUCCUUUGAAUGCAAACAAGAACCCUACAAGUUCUCGUGGUCGAAGAUGCAAAAGGAGUAAAUUGUUUUGAGACUCCUGAUAUCGUUACUAUGACUAGCAAUUAGCUUGUAAUUUAUUGUAGGGGGUUAUAUUAAUGCCCUUACGAGAGGCUUUGACUGUGUAUUUCCUCAUACUGAGAGUAAACUUACUGUUGUGUUAUUCUUUACCCUUAAGAUUAUGCGAUCACCUUCCAUC
Molecule: messenger RNA, 4119 nt
Organism: Eucalyptus grandis
Lineage: Eukaryota; Viridiplantae; Streptophyta; Magnoliopsida; Myrtales; Myrtaceae
Product: disease resistance protein RUN1
Exons: 4
Coding region: 82-1773 (563 amino acids)
Biological process (GO): defense response; signal transduction
Molecular function (GO): ADP binding
Source: RefSeq, a predicted model, not a curated record